Messenger RNA from Drosophila miranda, 674 nucleotides. RefSeq lists its product as uncharacterized. The record is from RefSeq and is a predicted model, not a curated record. The coding region runs from base 92 to 478 and encodes 128 amino acids. The transcript is spliced from 2 exons. Lineage: Eukaryota; Metazoa; Arthropoda; Insecta; Diptera; Drosophilidae.
GAGCAUUUAAUUUUGAUAACGAUUUCUGUGCUAUAAAAAACGAGAUGUCGAUGCAGAAUGGUAUUCAAAAUCAUUCGAAACUCUAAUCGAAAUGAAAGUCUUGAUUGUUUUAUUUUCGUUGGUGGCCAUGGCUCUGUGUAGGCCCCAGGGCUACGUAUCUUAUGGUGGUGGUGGGCAAAUGUGCGCCAUGCACAACGGUCGCCAGGUUUGCGGAGAAGCCCAGUGUUUUCAAUACGGCGGGCGGUUUAUAUGCCGCUUAUUUAACUACCGUUACGUGGAUGGACAGAAUGAUUAUCUACGACAACCUGAUUACCCACCGUCUCAGGGAGGAUCAUUCCCAGACAGAAGUGAUUCUGGUAGCAUUCCUGACUUUGGUGGCUCCGCCAGUAGAAAUACCACCCCAAAGCCAAGCACUAAACCUCAAAAAAUCUCUAAUUAUGAAGUUGUUGAAUUCAGUCCUAAUCAAGGACAAUUUUAAUACAAUUAAUUGAAAAUUUGAUUAAAUAUAUGGUCUAAAUCGCGGACUGUUACGUUAUAUCCGUAGGCACAAACUGUUUAGUUUUAAUAUUUUUUGUAUUUGCAUUCAAAAUUUGACAUCUGUAGUUAGAUUUUCUGUUUAUAUACACACCUGAUCAUAAAAGUAGGUACACAAAUCUACGUAAAAUUUAACAUAA